Molecule: messenger RNA, 1890 nt
Organism: Oryctolagus cuniculus (rabbit)
Lineage: Eukaryota; Metazoa; Chordata; Mammalia; Lagomorpha; Leporidae
Source: RefSeq, a predicted model, not a curated record
CCAAAUACAAACGGUCGGCGCGAGGAGCUUGCCUGGGAGCGGGCACUGGGCGGUAGGGACGACUUGCUGCAGCCUGGGUCCCAGUGACUGUCUGCCUUUUCUCCUUCCUCCUCACUUUGUUGUGCCAGGCCACAGGCCUUCGGUGCCGGUUUCUUUGCUCUUUAUCGAGGGCUGCUGGGUGAGCCCGAGGGAGAUGGUGAGGCUGCACCCCAUAUUGGGCAGAGGUCGUGCUAUCCGCUGCCUUUCUUGAGUCCCGUAGCAGACCCAAGAUGUACUUUUAUUUUACUCUCCUUCAAAAUAUAUUCUGGUGGUACUGAAGAAGAUAUGUUCCUGGAACAUAUUUGAUAGAAAUUUCAUUAUCAGAGUAGAAAUAAUCUAAGAGACAUUGAAAUGUAUUUCAAGACAUGAGAAAAAGAUUCCACGAAGUACUGCAUAAGACGAAAGCACACGUACUGGGGAGAUGGAUUAUAUAUCUGGAAGCACUAAAGGAAGUCUCUUGGAAGAGUGAAAAGCUAGAUUAUUUCAAAGUUGGAGUUGAAGCUAAUGUUAAAUAAUGGCAACAGGUGACUUAAAAAGAAGCUUACGGAACCUAGAACAAGUGCUUCGCAUGAUAAAUUAUCCUAAAGAGGUGGAUUCUGCAGGUUUGAUAAAAGGAGAAACAGCAGCAUCUUUGCCUAUCAUCAGCUAUUCGCUUACCUCAUAUUCACCUUAUGUAGCCGAACUCCUGAUGGAAUCUAAUACAGAGCUCGUAGCAAAGAAUGACUUGCGCUUUAUAGAUACUAUCUAUAAGCUUCUUCGUGAUCAAUUUAAUUAUAAACCAAUUCUGACAAAAAAGCAAUUUACCCAAUGUGGAUUUGCAGAAUGGAAAAUCCAAAUUAUUUGUGAUAUUUUGAAUUUUGUUAUGAAAAAGCACAAGGAAUUGAGUGGUUUGGAGAAGACUCCAUCACAACAAAGAAAGAAAAUCGGUUAUAGUAAGUCAGAACCCUCUUUAAGCGGUGAGAAAACAUCUGAAGAACCUGUUGGCAUUGACAUUACUGGCAGGUUUCUGACUUCAGGAAAGAAGAAAGCUGUGGUGAUCCGUCAUCUGUAUGAUGAAGAUAAUGUUCAAAUUCCUGAAGAUAUAACAACUACAGUAACAGAUGUUAAUGAAGCAUUUGAUUUGAGUGACUUAAAGACUACUGAAAUAAGUAUUCCUGAAGUAAAGAUCCCUGAAAUCAAGGCUGAGCAACAGGAUAUAAAUGUUAAUCCCGACAUUAUUGCGCUACGGACUAUGCUUGCUGAAUGCCAAGAAAAACUUACGAAACUUACUCUCUUAGAGAAAAGGUUAGACAGUUUGGAAGAAAAAAUGAAAGGAAAAGUAAUGGUAAAUGAAAAAACCUGGACUAAUCUUCUAAGUCGUGUUACUCUUCUUGAAACAGAAAUGCUUUUAUCAAAAAAGAAUGAUGACUAUGUAGCAUUUAAUGAAGUGAGUGAGGACUAUGCUUCUACCAGUAACAUGGAGUUUCUGAAUCCUGAAAGAAAAAGCAAAAUGGAAGGACAAGCAAAUAUUCCUCUGUCCUCUGGUUAUAGUACAGCAUCAUCAGAUUCAACUCCCAGAGCCUCGACUGUUAAUUACUGUGGUUUGAAAGAGUUUUCAGAGGAAACAACAAUCCAGAAAAUGGAAAGGAUGAAAAAAAUGUUUGAAGAGACUGCAGAGUUACUGAAAUGCUCAAAUCACUAAUUGUAGAAUUUUCUGCAUGAACUUCUAGGAUUUUGGCUACUGUACAUGUUGUACAUUUUAAGAAUUCUCUCCAAUUUUAAUAUACUAUAUUAUUUUUAUUAAGAAUUUGAAUUCUUUUUGGUAUUUAAGUUUUUUCAUUGCUUAUUGAAUAAAUAGUUUCAUAUUUUUGA